Messenger RNA from Daldinia vernicosa, 1246 nucleotides. RefSeq lists its product as uncharacterized. The transcript has 3 exons. Lineage: Eukaryota; Fungi; Ascomycota; Sordariomycetes; Xylariales; Hypoxylaceae. Bases 350 to 1039 code for a protein of 229 amino acids. The record is from RefSeq and is a predicted model, not a curated record.
UGGGUCUCAAGGCUAUGGAACGAUUUCUAUCCGAGAGCUGUUUCGUCGGAGGUUCCCCGCAUCUGUUUACCAACAGGAAUACGGAUACCUUGCCAGCGUGUGUAGGUACCUACCUCUUAACCUAAGAUAAUACCUAUACACAUGCAAGCCUAGCUCGUUUCCUUAGGGCUCUUCACCUUCAACUGCUACACGCGAAACGUAAACAUCGAGAAGUAUUAUACGGGAAACUUCCUGCGUCGAAUAUAUAUAUACCCCCACCCGACGACGAUCGGUAGUAUACUCGAACCCCGCGGAACAGCGAAAUAGCUUAAACAAACGCAGAAAGAGAACAAAAAAAAAAGAAAAAAAAAUGGUAACCACCCGCUCCGCCAGCAAAGCCGCCACCACCAGGACCACCACCACCACCGGCGGCAGCAGCAGCAGCAGCACCCCCUCCACCGCACCGCCCAAGCUCUGGGCGCACGCCCCCUCCCGCCUAACCCUCCUCUGGUUCGCCGUAUCCCUGCCCCUCGUGAUCUGGGACUCGGGCUACGUGCUGCUGCGGCCUCUAACGAUGGAGGGCGGGCCGCUGCACUGGCCCGUGUACGCGCCGUACAAGCUCUACGGCGAGGUCGACCACGUAUACGGGUGGAAGGCCUUCCACGCCCGCAACGGCUUCACCUCCGCCCAGGGCGCGCUUAACGUCGUCGAGACCGCCAUGUACCUCGUCUACGUAUGCAUCUACCUCGGGUCCGGCGCCGCCGUCCCCGGCCGCGCUACUACGCGCGUGUUGAGCGGGCGGCCUGCGGCGCUGGCGGUCGUGACGGCGUUUAGCGCGGCGGUUAUGACGCUGAGUAAGACGGUGCUGUAUUGGCUUCAAGAGUAUUUCUCGGGUUUCGACAACAUUGGGCAUAACAGCCUGCAGGACUUGAUUCUCUUGUGGAUCAUCCCCAACGGCUUAUGGCUUAUUUUCCCUUCUUACCUCAUCUACGUCAUGGGAGGUGAAAUUGUAGAUGGUCUGACGGCUGCCUCGACCGGAACGGCUGUCAAGUCCGAGUAAGCGAUCGGUUUAGUUAUGAGCGAGCGAUACCUAUUUGAGUUCAUACCGGAGCGAGUAUAUGAGUUAGGUAUAUGGAAACCAUGAGAGGGCGUAAUGGUUUAAUGAUGGAAUAUACCCAAGUGCUAUUGUAGAUUGCAAGGCUAGAUGUGUAUGUAUAUUACAAACUAACAAACUACAAACUAAUAUUCGAAGCUGUAUUCGACCCAA